This is a messenger RNA of Plectropomus leopardus (leopard coralgrouper), 3714 nucleotides long. It is a transcript of the gene tgm1l1, whose product is annotated as transglutaminase 1 like 1. Gene Ontology annotation, biological process: peptide cross-linking. The record is from RefSeq and is a predicted model, not a curated record. Gene Ontology annotation, molecular function: protein-glutamine gamma-glutamyltransferase activity. NCBI's taxonomy places the organism in Eukaryota, Metazoa, Chordata, Actinopteri, Perciformes, Serranidae.
GAGGGGGUGUGUGUCGGCUUAAAGUACCGUGCGGUACAUUCCAGGACACACAUAUAAGUAUUCUGAUCCAAGAACGGAGGGAGGGGAGGAAAAAAAGUUUCCAAAACUUUGACGCAGAGAGAUAAUUACUGAGGACGAAGCAGAAGAUCCAUCGCUGAUCCAGAGGAGAAUCCACACAGAUAAAAAUGCCAGGCGAGCGGUUAGCAGUACGAGGCAUCUCAGAGUUGGGGCGUUUCCCUGGAGCAGCCCCACCCACCAGAGUGGAGCUGACCAUUCACAAAGAGGGGGAGAAGAAACAGGAGGAGGGUGGCUGUCGUCGCUGGUUCAGGAAGAUGUGUCCGUGCUGCUGUAAGCGCCAGAACAGCACCUCCUAUGAUGUAACAGAUAAAGUGGAAUUUGUGAAACCCCCAGUUCCUUCCCCAGAGCCCAUCAAGCCAAAGCAUGAGAAUGGAGAGACAAAGGAGAUGGAAGAAAUUAAGUUGUCGGUGGUUUCUGUGGAACUGCUGAGCUCCAAGACGGGUCAGAACAGACAGGAGCACCACACCGACUUGUAUCAUGGGGACGAGAUGAUCAUCCGCCGAGGACAGACCUUCCAAAUGGAAAUGGAGUUCAACAGGCCCUUCAAUGCUGACAAUGACAAGAUGCAUCUGGACCUGAAAACAGGUCCCCUGCCCAUGGUGUCCAAAGGCACUCAUGUCAUCAUCCCACUGGUGAAUAACCUCGAGGAUGAACGCUGGGAAGCCAAGAUUGUCGAGCAAAACGGCAACAAGAUCAAGCUGUCCGUCAACUCGCCAGCCAGUGCUGUGAUUGGCCUGUAUGGACUCACGGUGACAACUAGCAAUCUGAGGGGCGAGGGGGCAACUACCCACAACUCCAGCAAGAACAUCGUCAUGCUCUUCAACCCUUGGUGUGAAGAGGACACGGUGUUUCUGGAUGACGAGGAGGAGAGGAAGGAGUACAUCCUGAAUGACACUGGGAGGAUUUACUACGGCACAGAGAAACAAAUAGGUGCCCGCACAUGGAAUUAUGGACAGUUUCAUGAGGGGAUCUUGGAAGCCUGCCUGUUUGUCCUGGAGAAGAGUGACAUGCCUCCAUCUGGUCGCGGCGAUCCUGUCAAUGUGGUUAGAGUCAUAUCUGCCAUGAUUAAUGCUCAGGAUGACUUUGGGGUUCUGGUUGGGAACUGGUCUGGGAAUUACGCUGAUGGAGUUUCUCCUGCGGCAUGGAGCAGCAGCGUGGAGAUCCUGAGGAAGUACCACUCCUCCUAUGGGACGCCUGUGUCGUAUGGACAGUGUUGGGUCUUCUCUGGGAUCACCACAACUGUGCUGCGGUGUCUUGGCAUCCCCGCCCGCAGCGUGACCAACUUCCAGUCUGCUCAUGACACUGAUGUAUCCCUCACCACAGACGUCUACUUCGAUGAGAACUUGGAGCCGAUCGACUACCUCAAUAGUGACUCUGUGUGGAAUUUCCACGUAUGGAAUGACUGCUGGAUGGCGAGACCUGACCUGCCCCCUGGCAAUGGAGGCUGGCAGGCUGUUGACUCUACUCCCCAGGAAACGAGCCAAGGCACCUUCCGUUGUGGCCCUGCCUCGGUCAACGCCAUCCGCUCUGGCCAGGUCUACCUCAAACACGACACACCGUUUGUCUUUGCUGAGGUCAACAGUGAUAAGAUCUACUGGCAGAGGAACCUGGACGGUACGUUCAGCCAGUUCCACAGUGAGAAGAAAGCUGUCGGCCACUGCAUCAGCACUAAAGCAGUGGGCUCUGAUGAGCGGGCAGACAUCACACACCUGUACAAACACCAAGAAGAUUCAGAAGAGGAGCGCAUCGCUGUGGAGACUGCCAGUCGCUAUGGCAGCAAGCCAGAUGUCUAUUCCACGCCCAUGGCAGAGGAUGUGAGCGUGGAGGUGAGGAUGGAUGGCGAGGGGCCCAGGAUGGGUGCUGACGCCCAGCUAAGCAUUGUGGUGAAGAACCUGAGCUCGCAGCCACGUCGGACCACUCUGCACAGCCAGGUUUCUGUCAUGUACUACACUGGUGUGCUGAAGGGAACCAUCAAGAAGGAGGAGAUGCCUGUGGAGCUUUUGCCCAAUGAAGAAAAGACCAUUGAGUGGAUGCUGCCUUACCAACAGUAUCAAAACCAGCUGGUGGAUCAGGCAGCCCUGAUGCUGACCCUGUCUGGAAGAGUCAGUGAGACCAAGCAAGUACUAGCCAACCAGACCACGUUCAGGCUCCGCACACCUGACCUCAACAUCACGCCUUUGGGGGAGGCCGUGGUCGGUAAGGAGAUGGCCGCCAAGAUUACCUUCACCAACCCGCUGCCACGUAUGCUAAAGGGCGUGGUGUUCAGAGUGGAGGGCCUGGGCCUGCAGAAGGGCCAUGAAGUGGUUGUGGGUGACGUAGGUAGUCACUCCACGGUGACACUGACAGAGCACUUCAUCCCUACCCAGCCUGGACCCAGGAAGCUGGUGGCGUCUCUUGACUGUAAACAGCUCACUCAAGUGCACGGAGUGGCCGAUAUCGUCGUUCUUGAGAAAUGAGAGGCGACAUCACUUCCUGUCCUUGUCACUUCUCCCUUAUAGAAAAUGAACUGAGAGCCUCUGAGUAUAUGAAAAGGGUGCUAAGUUCCUGUAUCUUAAACUAUCUUGUUUUAUUUUGUACUGAAGCAACAUUUUUUGAUAUUUUUAAAGCUAUAAAUAGACGAUUAGCCACUGUAGCAUUAUCAGUAUUAUAUUUUUUAAGUUAAAAUAAUAUAAAAUUCACACUUCUGCCUUGCUCUGAAAUGUCUAAACUGUGGUGAAGUAUGCAGCAGGGUUUAAAUAUGUGCACAGCAAAUGAAGUGCUUUAUUAACAAGCACUCUUGUAUUGAAGUUAUUAAACUCAGAUUACAGACUGUCCUAACACGAGUGCAUUUCAAGACACUGACAAAAGCAUGUGAAGAUGCAGAAAGUUGGGUCAUUUAAUGUAAAUACUGUAUGUGCAUUAUUUCUAUAGCUUGUAAUGAGAAGAAAAAGUGUUGUCAGACAAAAUGAACCUCACGUUGCUUAAAUGAAGGACGGGCACUGUGAGGUGUUUUUAAAAGGGAAUGAUGUUGAAAUUGGCGUUGACAUUUUCCAAAAGGGCACAUUAUUCUAAUUUUCCCAAGUCUUUUCUGUCACAUUUGACUGAAAAACAUGUAAUUAUUGUUGAAAAGAUAAAGUAAUUUUUUUUCCCCUACCCAGUACCAAUUAACGAUGGAGAUUUCCAAAAAUUGAAAUCGACAAGGACAUGCCUAAAAGGUUAUUUUAAUCACCAGAUGAAUGCAAAUAUCUUUCUUUAUUUUUGAAAACCAACAAGCUGCCAUUCAUGAAGCUCUCCAUUUGCAGAAGGCAAACCAAAAAUGUUCCCUUAGGAAGAAUUGUACCAGAUGUUGUUUUGUGUGUCUUUUGUGUGUGUUUUUACAUUAUGUGUGUGUAUUAUAACACUGAAGCCAGCUUUAGAGUACACCAUACACCUGCAAAAUUGGACUUUUGGUUUCUGCUGUGAAUUCCAGCAUAUCAGACCACAGUGGCCUUAAAUCACCUUAGAUUUACCUGGUUCUCGUCUGUUUUACUUCAGCACUCAGAGAACAAUGUGAAGGAUAGUAUUUUAAUAACAUCACACUAUUUAUCUACCAUAUCUACCUGGACUGAUGUUUCUCUGUAUUGUAAUGUGAUAGUAAUAAACCUUACACUGAAAUGA